Messenger RNA from Racocetra persica, 162 nucleotides. NCBI's taxonomy places the organism in Eukaryota, Fungi, Glomeromycota, Glomeromycetes, Diversisporales, Gigasporaceae. The record is from the annotation of a GenBank genome assembly.
CCUGUCAACAGAUAUUUCAAUGAAGCCUCAAUAUCAUCAUUAGAACCAGAACCAUUGCCAAUGCUAAUAGAAGAUGUUAAUAGUUGUGCUGCUUAUCUUCGAAUUUGGGAUUCUCAUUAUGAUUAUUGUAUAAGAGAAAUCGGAAACCAGGAUUACAAAAUG